Messenger RNA from Colletotrichum navitas, 531 nucleotides. RefSeq lists its product as uncharacterized. The coding region runs from base 117 to 455 and encodes 112 amino acids. Lineage: Eukaryota; Fungi; Ascomycota; Sordariomycetes; Glomerellales; Glomerellaceae. The record is from RefSeq and is a predicted model, not a curated record. The transcript has a single exon.
GAUCGUGUGGUUCAACAAUUUUGCUUUUGCUUUCUUGGGUUAGGAGUGGCGAAACGGCGUCUUGGGCACUCAACUGCUUUCUGGACAGCGUUUUGCGGUCUUUGCCUCGACUGGAGAUGAGCACCGGGUCCACUCCGUAUAGGUGUCUUUUUCAACUUAGACUACGGGGAUAUCAGGUAGUCGGUCUCGCAUGGGCAAGGAUUAGCGGGGGAACGCGCAAGAGGAGAGAACGGAGACGGAUACGGAAAGGGUACUCUCAACUGGCCUUCCAGACGGCUUUUAGUUGCAUAGACCUUGUUCAACAACGGGCAUACAUGUCACAGAGGGGGCGGCUUGGUUUCUUUCAGGAUUUCCGCGGCUUUCAAGAUACCCUAGUCUUCAACCAUAAAAGGGGGGCUUUAGAUCUGGGCGGAGGAACACUGUCGACUCAACGAGACAGACAUACAAACACUUAGAUAUCGGCGAGAUAUAGAACGCCAGAAGCACAAUUCACCUUCGAUGCUGCAGGUCUCUUCUCUCAUAAGGGGGGUA